UAUAAGAUGCAGCCGUUCGUAAUUAAAAGAGUAUAAUCAAACUGGGUUAUCACUAACAUGGCUUUCAAAGUGCUAUGCGCGCUGGCUUUGCUUUCCGCUGCAUCAGCGGCCCCAGGAUCCCGCCUGACUGGAGGCAGCCCGCUGCCCGUCGAGGAGUUUCCCUCCGUGGUGGCAAUCACCUACUACUACCCGCGGCCUCAGAUCACCGUUCAGAGAUGCGUGGGUUCCCUCGUCUCGUCUAUCCAUGUGAUGACUGCUGCGUCCUGCUUUGACGGCGCAGACCUCGAUAACAUGAGGGUCCGCGCCGGUUCCGCCCAGCCUCUCUCCGGAGGCACUGACGUCGGCGUCACACACUUCAUCGCGCACCCUGACUUCGAGGAGUCUCCCAGGACAGCAGACAUUGCAGUUCUGUUCCUGGAGCAGUUCCUUCCCAUCACUUCUACUGUGAACAUCCUGUACCUGCCUCCUCCAGGGUACGAUAUCCCUGAUGGAAUCAGCCUGAGAGUGGCCAGCUGGGGAUUUGAAUCUUUGGACGGUGGCCCGCUUAAUGACCUGAAGACCGCCUUAUUGCCGAAGAUACCUUUGGCCCAGUGUCAGCAAGCCUUCGCCGACUCCGAAGAAGCCAGCAUUACACCUUCCGUCGUCUGCACCUUCGCGCCAGGCCAAGGCAUAUGCCACGGCGACGUGGGCGCCCCGGCGGUGAUCAGCAACGUUUUAGUCGGAAUUGCGUCUUACUACGAGAACUGCGACGGAACCCACCCCGAUGUGUGGACCAGAGUCGACAGCUACACCACCUGGAUCAUGCAAGUGACUUCUGGAGCGUCCCGCAUGCUGGCAGUUUAACUGUGAUAUCGUUUGCCGCACUCGACUCACACGUCACCAAAAUCAAUAUACUAUUUCCCAAUCGUUCCACGUCCCAAAUGUAAUUUGCGAUUUUGCAUUAUCGCCAAGUAUUCCCGUAUACUUCGAUGCUUUUUUGCUUAGCCACUGUCCCCCGAUCGCGAUGUGGUCCACGGAUCAAAACAGUGAUUAUAGCGAAUCCUAUCUUCAAGUCCACAAAAUCAUUUUGUAAAUGAACUGGUGUUGAUCAUGAAAGAAUUUCGAAGUACUGAUGAAUCGAGUAAGGCUAUUCUAGUCUUUUAGAGAUUUGAUGUGUCUUAAUAAAAAUUAAGAGCAAAAUUAGGCCAAAAUUCGUCACUGAUUAAGUUAAAGAAUCUAGUUUUUACAAAUUCUUCUCAAAAUUUUAAUUUAUAUGUUUAGGUAUGAUAAGACAUUUUGUUAAUAAAAAAUGAAUGUAUUAAAUAAAAUAUUUUAUUUAUUGAUUAAAAUUUUACAUUUA
Ostrinia nubilalis (European corn borer) is the source of this 1339-nucleotide messenger RNA. Its product is annotated as trypsin-7-like. Gene Ontology annotation, biological process: proteolysis. The record is from RefSeq and is a predicted model, not a curated record. Bases 58 to 843 code for a protein of 261 amino acids. The transcript has 5 exons. Gene Ontology annotation, molecular function: serine-type endopeptidase activity. NCBI's taxonomy places the organism in Eukaryota, Metazoa, Arthropoda, Insecta, Lepidoptera, Crambidae.